Molecule: messenger RNA, 600 nt
Organism: Fusarium musae
Lineage: Eukaryota; Fungi; Ascomycota; Sordariomycetes; Hypocreales; Nectriaceae
Exons: 2
Coding region: 1-600 (199 amino acids)
Source: RefSeq, a predicted model, not a curated record
AUGAAGUCUUCACUCUUUAUCGCUUCCUCUCUCCUUGCACUACUCCCCUCUUGCAUUCAAGCAUUGGCCAUCCAAAGCUUUCCUGAAGAUGUGAGAUUCGGCGAGCCAACCUUUGUCGAGGGUAGAAACACCACCACGACAAAGCGUCAAGUCGCGGACCCCCCUGACAACUGUUGGGUUCAAGGCCUUGGUCAGGCAAGCUACUGGUUUCUCCCCGUCUACUCGGGCGACGAUGUGUAUGCCUGCAUCAUGGCCCGCAAGAGGAUGACAGGGUCGUCCUGGGUCUGUCCCAGAGAUGACUGGUGGCCAGACUCCUACGUUGAUGAGAUCGUCUCAGCAGGUCAAGAGCAGAUCUUCAAAGAAGGCAGCGGGGAAACCACCGAAAAAGGAGUUUUCAAGGCCCGGUUCGAAGGAACCACUCGCAAGAUUAAGGAUCCCGAGGGCAUGUCAACCUUGCUUGAUAUGCUGUUCCGAUAUAGUAUGCCCAACUGCGAUGCCAUUGGCAUUAAACAUAAAGAGUCCGAUUGCCGUGGAUGGUUUGGUAUUGGCGGUGACACCUACGCUUACUGCCCUGGAGAGAGUCACUGCCAAAAAGAUUAA